This is a messenger RNA of Zerene cesonia (dogface butterfly), 933 nucleotides long. RefSeq lists its product as uncharacterized. The transcript has a single exon. The record is from RefSeq and is a predicted model, not a curated record. Bases 1 to 933 code for a protein of 310 amino acids. Lineage: Eukaryota; Metazoa; Arthropoda; Insecta; Lepidoptera; Pieridae.
AUGCUUUUCCAGGUGCAAUCUCAGCGAUGUGGCUGCUCAAGUCCUGCACCAACAGUCAUAUCUAGUCCACAAAUUAUAUCACCCCCAGUAACUACUACAAUAGUGGACAAUUCUGUAUCAAACGCUUUAGCGAAUGCUUUGCAACUGCUUAUCGUUAGCGAUCUUCUCGAAUCAACAUUAGGUCCUGCAUUAUGUACUAAUGUUAUAAACGCACCUAUCAUAGAGUCGCCUUACUGCGGACAAGUGGAAGUUAUACAGCAGGAAUACAUUACGCCUUGCGGACCAACUGUUGAAAUAGUACAACCUUGUGGCACACCAAUCGUUGAAACUUUAACUCCCAACAUAUUCGGUGGUUAUACUGAAUCUUUUUCACCUCUAUAUGGCUCAGCAGGUCCCAUUGUAGAAAGGUUAGCGCCCAGGAUUUCACCCCUUUAUCGGUCUGGAUGUAUUGAGAAAAUUCAACCAAAUAUUUGUGGGGGACUAACUGAAACUUUUUCGCCCGCUUUCGGCCCAGGACCAGUUAUUGAAACAAUCCAACCGAACAUCUUUGGAGGUAUAACUGAGACGCUUUCAUCAUUAUAUGGACCUCAGAUUGUUGAACAAAUCUUCCCCAACGGCUUUGGUAUCACUGAAACGAUUACACCCAACUACUGUGGUGGUGUUACUGAAGUUAUCUCCCCAAAUUACUAUGGUGGAAUAAGUGAAAUUGUUGGGCCAACAGCGCAGUUUUUACCUAAUUGUUAUGGAGGGGUCACUGAGAUUGUCUCUGGACCACCAAUGGCCGCUGAAGUGUUGUUCCCUUCUUCCAUCCCUGCCCAGUUAACUCGCAACUUUGGUUAUAAUGUACCAGCCAACACGCCCUGCGUCAAUUUCAAUAUUGAUCCGUUACCAUUUGACUCUUGCAACAAUUUCGGCAAAUCAUUUUAUUACUAA